AAAAUAAAGAUGGUAUCGUCAGUUUAAUGGGCCUAGCUCGAAAUCGCAAAGCGAAGGAAACACUAACACUACAUAUUUUGAAAUUUUUUGACAAGGAAAGAUGCCUUUUAUACUUCGAAGUGUUAUCAGAGGUCACGAAUCCGACAUACGAGCAGUCUAUCCGGCGCUUCAUCCUGAAGGUGGUGUACUGACAGCUUCAAGGGACCAAACCUGCAGGCUUUGGGUACCGGGUGAUGAAUUUGGAAAUUUUACUGAGGGACAUAUAUUUUCUGGCCACACUCGGUAUAUUUCUGCAGUAACAACACUCCCACCUUCAGAAAAGCACCCUCACGGACUUGUGGCAACUGGAGGACAUGAUUGCAAAAUCUUAAUCUUCUCAUUUGACUCACUUGAACCUAUCUACACACUGGAAGGCCAUGCUGGUGCAAUAAGUUCUAUUGUCAGUGGAAAAUUUGGAACACUCUUAUCUGGAUCUUGGGACAAAACGGCAAAGGUGUGGGUUAAUGGACAAUGUGUUAUGACUCUUAAGGAGCACACAGCAGCUAUAUGGGCUGUUGAAAUGAUGCCAGAUCAGGGAUACAUGAUCACAGGAUCUGCUGACAAAAAUAUUAAACUAUGGAAAGGUGGCAAUGUUGAAAGGACCUUAACUGGUCAUACAGACUGUGUUAGAGGAUUGGUUACAAUAUCUAGCUUUGAAUUCCUGUCAUGCUCAAAUGAUUGUGAUAUAAGAAGAUGGAGUACAACUGGUGACUGUUUGCAAGUUUACACUGGUCACAGCAACUAUGUAUACAGUAUUGCAUCACUUCCUUCUGGCAAUGAAGAUUUUGCAACAUGCGGAGAAGAUCGGUCAUUAAGAAUAUGGAAGGAUGGUAGCUGUGUACAAACAAUAACAAUGCCAUGUACUUCUGUCUGGUCUGUAUGCUGCUUGGCAAAUGGAGAUAUUGUUGUCGGCUCUAGUGAUGGUGUUGCUCGGAUUUUCACAUCAGAUGAAUCAAGAAUCGCUCCCCCAGAUGUACUUAAAGCAUUUGAAGAAGAAGUUGCAAACCAAGCCAUACCUGCAGCGUCAAAUCUUGAUCUGGGAGAAAUCGACAAAGAUGAGCUUCCUGGACCAGAGUCCCUUUUGACACCAGGUGUAAAGGAUGGCCAAACGAAAUUGAUAAAGCAAGGAUCAAAAGUUGCUGCUCAUCAGUGGGAUGCCGCACAGCAACAAUGGAAAAAGAUUGGCGAUGUUGUUGGGGCAGCCGGGCAAGAUGGCACUGCACGAACUUCGAAUAAGAAAGUCUAUAAUGGAAAGGAAUAUGAUUACGUUUUCGAUGUAGACAUAGCAGAAGGAAAGCCACCUCUCAAACUGCCUUUUAACAUUACAGACGAUCCCUGGAUGGCAGCUCAUAAAUUCUUGGGAGAAAACGAUUUAAGCCCCUCGUUUUUGGAAGAAGUGGUUCAAUUUAUUCUAAAGAAUACUAAAAAUGUAAGAAUAGGACAAACAGAGCCACAGUUUUCAGAUCCUUUCACAGGAGGCUCAAGAUAUAUCCCUGGCUCAAGGGUUCAGUCAUCAGAUCCCCAGAUAAAUGCAUUUCAAGAUCCAUUCACAGGCGGCAAUAGGUAUGUCCCAGGUGGCCAAGCAAGCAAUCCUCCAAGGAAUCCGGCAAAUAUGCAAGACCCUUUCACAGGUGCGUCGCGGUAUACCCCUACAAAUGGCAAAAAGGAAGCGACAGCAGACAAAAUUUGGUAUUUCCCAAAGGCUGAAUAUUUGUCAUUUGAUCAAGCUAAACCUCUGCCAAUAGUUACAAAGCUGAGGGAAUUCAAUUCUCAAGUAGAUGAGAGCGUCAUGUUAACUGAAGAUGAACUUGCUGCUUUAGCAGACAGUUUAGAGAUUGUUUGCAACCACAAAGACAUAAAUGAAGAACAAUGCCAAUUAUUGCUUGAAGUUAUUGACAAAUUGCUAAAAUGGCCUGUAAAGUUAAUGUUUCCAGGAUUGGAUUCAGUCAGGCUUCUUAUCAUGCUGAAGUUCAUUAAUGAAAAAUUGCUCAGUCAUGAGGUUGCUUCAAAUUUUAUCGACACAGUUCGCCAGGCUGCCAGUCCGGAUCAUCCUCCUGCUAAUGCUAUGCUGGUACAAAGAAUCUUCUGCAACUGCUUUACAUCAUCUGCAUCUGUCUCAGAAAUGCUUGAAAACAGAACAAAGGUUAUCAACCAUGCACUCUCUACCUUUUCGUCUUCCAACAAAAAUUUGCGGAUUGCAGCCUCCUCCACGAUUUUAAAUUACUGUGUUGCAUUGAGAUCAUCUCCGUCAUUUGAGGAUAAAGUUCCACUCCUGCAUGGGAUUUCAGAGGUUUUACAACUUGAAUUAGAUGGAGAAUCACAAUUCCGUUUACUUGUCGCAAUGGGUACUCUGAUAUUUGAAGAUACAGAAUCAUUGUCAUUUGCUUCCUCUAUUGGGUUAAAGUCAAUUUUAGAAAAGUUGCAAUCUGUUAAAGACCCUUCAAAGGUUGGUGAUUGUGCUUCACAACUUCUGAACAUUAUCUAGUCUUUAUUGAUAAAGUUGCAAAAAUAAAACCCUAUUGACAUAUUCCAGUAUUUUGAAAAUUUUCCUUCAACAUUUAUUAAGAAACCAAAAUGAUGUUCACCACUUAGUUUAAAUACCCUAUUGAAUUAUAAUUGCUUGUUGUAAAAUGGCAGUCAAUGCAAAAUUGCAUGUAGGGGGUGAUUAGAAGUUGGUUCAAAUGGGUUUUUGCCUCCUGAUGCAAUAAAAAAUUAAUGCAAAAAAGAUUCACUGCUAAAAUGUCCAUGUGAUGAUGCUCAACUGCUAUCAUAAAGUAUUUCAACAGAUACUUUUAAAAUCAAAAAGAAGAAUAAAUGUAAAAGUUGGAUAUAGAUACAUGAUCUAUAAGUAAGUGACCAAUAACAAUGAAACUCUUUUUGUUCCUAGAUAUUUCAUACAUAUAUUUUCCUGAAAGUAGUGCUUUUUCUAUGCUAGUUGAAUUUAAUUACAAGUUAUGUGAUAUAUAUCGUAGAUUCUCUAUAAUCAAAAAUAUACAUCACACAACAAAACAUCUAGAUGACAAUAUUUUCUCAAAGAAUCAAUAUGCUAAAGGAGGCAAGCUUAUUCAGUUUUAGUUUAUGCUAGAAUUUUGUAAUUUCAAUGGAGUACCCCCACCCCUAACCUCAACUUCCCUAUAUUGGUAGUUGAUUGUCAUGCCAUAACUAUUAGUUUUCGGCAAAACCACAACAUUUUAAAGAAUCUUAUUAUCAUGGCUGCUUUCAAGGUAAAACCUUUUGCAAACAUUCUCAUUUGUUUAAACAGUUUUCACAACCGUUAAGUGACAUUUAGUUUUAAUUAACAUUCUUUUCUUAGUUUCAUGUCAUCUCUUGACAAAUGCAUACAAUAUUUAUGUUACACUUGAAUGACUGCACAAUUUACAAGAGCUUUAGUUGCAUACCUUUAGUUAGUCAAUAGCUUAAAACUUGCAGACUGCGCAAUUUACAAAAAUUCCAUCCAGAAAAAUGCAAUCAAGCAAAAAAUCAACACAACCUGCUCUUCCCUCUACCUAAAAACUGUUUGUAUCACAUUUUCUCAAAAAUUUCCUGAGGCCACUUAAAACAAAGGUGCUUGGCAAAGACCAAAAAAUUUUAUGAUUUGUUCAAGUGUGCAAUCUUUUGAUGUUCAAAAUCCUUUUUACAAUUUCCUAAUAAUCUUAUCUAGAAUAUGUGUCUGAAAGUUCAAGAACGUUUUUGAAAGUAUGUAAACCAAAAAUUUUGAUGACUAUUAAUGUGCUCUUUGUUUUGAUUACUCCAUUGAAAUAUUUGUUUCUAAAUGAACAGAUGUUUGUUCCUAAAUCACUUGGAUCUUACCAGUUUAGGGCAUCAUAUCCAUUGGUUUUGACAAUUUUCUUUUCAAGAGUACUCCUUAUUCACAUUUUCAACAGCGGUUCUUAUUUACUCCCAAAUAAUAAUUUUCAAACAAAACUCAUCAACUUCCAAAUAUGAUGAUAUUGUCUCUCCACUGUUUUUAAUUUAGAGGACAUAUUAAGAUUAUAAAUGUAUUGGGUCAUAAUAACAUAAGCCUUCCCUUAUGUGGUGGCAUUUGCUUUCAAUGUGAUGGCUAUAGUUUCGUGUGAUCUUGGUAAAGCGUCAUUUUAGUGUACUGAAGAAUGAAAAGCAUCGUUCAGUAUUUUUGGGUUUACUCUCUUCUUGCACAAUGUCUUAAUGUCAUAAAUAAGGGUCUCUUUUCUGGUCCAGAAGUAGGAUGAUAAAUCAAAAUUUGUUCUCUAUGUAUGGUAGUUGCAUCUUGUUCUUGAUUUUUGAAUGGUUUUAGUUGUGUUGCCAUAAUACUUCCAUGAUCAGAUGAAAAAAAUAGAUGAUUUUUACAAACAUAAAUUAAUCUGCUCAACACAAAAACUUCAUCUAGAUCCAUUGUCAUUAAAAUAUGAAAGAAGUAAAUUAAAAAUGAUACUUUUAGCCAUAAAACAAUCAUUCUUACACUGCUUUUUAUGAGGGAAAACAGCUCUGAUAUCAUGUCUGUGUAGGUAUUGAUUUUAACUUCUCCAUGCUAGUUUUAAUAAAGUCACAGAUACAUACAAUUAAUCUACUGUCAAAUUUUAAUUUCUAAUGUCGUCCAGUUUUGUGAUAACUGUAGAACCCCUCUUCACUCUUCCAUCCUAACUUUCCAGCAGCCACAAGUUUGUUUAGGGUAUCAGGAGCUUUGAAUACAUCGCCUGAUGGAUGUUGUAUGUGAAGCUCAUCUGCUAUUGAUUUAACAAGAUCUAGGCCUAGCUCAUCUGCAACUUCAAAAGGUCCAUGGCCAUAGCCAGCACCUAGUCUCAUUGCAUGAUCAAUAUCUUUAAGGGUUGCAUGACCCCUCUCUAGCAACCUAAUUGCUUCCAGAAUGUAUGGAACUAGCAGUCGAUUGACAACAAAUGCUGUAGUGUCUUUGCAUGCAAUUGGAGUUUUACCAAGAUCCUUUCCAAACUGAAACAGCUUCUUGUAGGUACUGUUAGAGGUGAAAGGUGACUUGAUGACCUCAACAAGCUGCAUCAUGAGCACAGGGUUAAAAUGAAGGCCACCAAAUUUGUCUUGCCUUUUGGUAGCUGAUGCGAUUUGGGCUAUAGGCAAGGAUGUUGUGUUUGAGGCAAAUAUGGUUUUCUUCGGUGCGGCUUCGUCUAAAUCUGCAAAAAGCUCCUGUUUAGCUGUGAGAUCUUCUGAUAUAGCUUCAAUGACAAUAUCUGCAUUUUGCACCGCCAUCAUGGCAUCUGUAGAUGUGAGGAUGUUUCUUAUUGUAUCUUCGGUAAACUUCUUUGCCAUUCUGGGCUCGUCUGGAAACUUCUUUGACACUACCCUUUCUAGGCCUCUCCUUACCAACGUCAUACAGCUAGUGAGCUGGGCAGCAUUUUUGUCGACCAGUACUACAUUGAAGUCAUUUCUAGCAGCAUCAAGUGCAAUACCCGAUCCCAUAGACCCGGCGCCCACGACGACGACAUUUUUUAUCUCCUCGUGUCUUUCCACUGAAGUUGUAGUCCCAACGUGUGCAGAAGUAAACUCUAGUUUAUAGCUGCUUGAUAUUCCUCGUACACAUAGCCGUGAUUGCGAUAUUGUGAAAGGUAAGCGCAUGUAUCUGUAAAAUCCGUUCAAUGCCAUUCUUGGUUUCAAAUUGGAGAUACACGCAACAAAUGUCACCGUACGAGAAAACAGUGAAUGUCUACACGUUCGGGAAUGAAGGUGAUAGCAUAGUUCAUAGGUUAGUCCGGGGUCUGGGAACUAGCUACGUUCCCUGAUGACCUUGCAGGCCCCUACAAUUGCAAUACAAAACCAUCGGUAAUUGACAGUAAUAGUAAUACAAUCCAUCAAAGAAAAAAAUAUCUAUUUAAAAUUAGAAACCAAGUUUGCAAAAACAUCAACAACUGCACCAAUAUGCCCAAUCAGUACUCAACUAGAACCAGUUUGAAUUGGACGGUCCUUGCCAACUUUGAUGUACCCAAUAACAGGUGUAGCACUGGAGGACCGUGAUUUUAAAUAUGUAUAAAAUCCCAGGCAUAGCGGAGCAGGGUGGCUCCCCCACUUUUUGCAAAAAAUGCCAAAUAUUAAGUAAUAAACUGCCAGUAAAGCCUUUUUUCAUAAGGUUUUAGCCCACCCUAUUUUAGACGGCCCCCAUUUUUCUCAACGCUCGGCGGUGCCUGAAUCCACAAACUAACGUUGAACAAUUUGGCGAAAAAAUGGUGGCCUUCUACUUGACCUUUGACCCUUUCAAAAUAGCUACUAGAAAUUAACAUACUGUUAGUAAAAGGGCGUGUCGGAUGUUUUCCGUUGCUUCGAGAAGGAUUUGAGUCAAAAUUUGUCUAAUUUUAAAGAAACUGCACAUUUUGACAAAAGUAGUUUAUUUUUAGACGGGACUCUUUAGAAAUCUUGGCUGACCACGCCAUAAUUAAGUAGCAAGAAGAACAAUCCAUUUGUGGUUUUUGAUAUCAAGAUCAUAUCUCAUCUAAGACAAUUGAUGAUACAAGAGGUAGACCGAUAACACUUUUGACAAGUCGUACGUUCAUUUUAUGCAUUUUAUCUUGUUUUCGUCAGUGAGAAAUACGUUUGAAAAUAACUUUUAUUCAGAAGAAUCCAAUAGAAAUUUUGGCUGAUCUUUACAGAAUUGAAAUUAAAUAUACAAUUCACAAGCAGUUUUGAUUUUGGUCAUAUAUUGUUUGUUUGACUAUUUAGUACUGGCUAAUAUUUUAUCAGCUAUGCUGUGUUGAAAUUUUGCAAAAAAGGGCACAGAGAGGUUAUAGAGGUCCCUGGGUAAAAAAGGAAAAUGCAGAUCACCUGCGAGCGAAUACCCUGGGUGCCAGAGCCUCAGAGAGUCAAAGGAUGAAGAACGGGGGAAGGAAUUGCGACCCCGUUCUUCAUCCUUUGACUCUCUGAGGCUCUGGCACCCAGGGUAGCGAGCGAAGCGAGCAAAAAAUUUAGCAAUUGCGCCCCUUAGAUUAGCUUAAAAUUACUUUUCAGAAGGACUUCAUGGAGUAAUUUCGACACGUUAAAAUGUUGUCAAUUAUCCGACGAAAGCCCGAAUUUUCCGACGACGUCGCUGAUUGGGGAGGGGGCUGAGCCCCCCAAAGUCCAUAAUUUCCGCCACUGCCUAGUGGAAAGUCUAAUACUAUUACCAGCUUUAUUCAAAUCUCUGCCACAAGCAGCAAACAUUCAACGCACUUUUAGCGAUGCAGUGUCUGAACAAUGAAGCUGUUGGUUGCUUAUGCGUGUUUUAUUUUCAUAAUUAUUAAUUUUAUUAGGCUUCUCUUGUACUUCAUUUUCCAUGUGUUGUGGUAUUCGAAAUUACCUUGCUGGGCAGCACUGAGAUUUUCAUAAAAGACAUUUCGGUUUUGAAAGAAAUAGUUCUUAAGCGGAGGCAUAGGGCCGCAAUCGCCCUUUUAGCCCUAGUGACUUUCCGUGGUUUAAAAUUGUCCAUUCCUUUACAUUAAACAAAGACUUUAUCCCGCAGUUAUGGCUCGCUUGGUCCCAUAGAACAGGGGUGAGAUGUCGCAAAGUUUGCUAACAUUCCAGGCAAGGGCGCCUACCCAAAGGGGACAGCAUUGGCAGUUGCCCCAUUGCCCUCGCAAAAUUGAGUGAUUUUCUUCGUUUUACCACUGUUUCGCCCCUUUUCUAAGCGCUUUGCCCCCUUUGCCCGCUUUGAGUGCAGACUUCUGUAAUUCCGGGGCUAUAAUUGAUUUCUAAUCGGAAUCGAACAAAAUGAAGUAAUUUUAACGGAGUUUUCCGCAAGGAUAUUAUUAGCCAUAUUAAAGACUUUUGUUACAGUUUUUGAAACACGCAAAUGAAGUGUUCAUCAUAUCUAGCCCAUACAUUAAGUUUGUGAUUCGAAGUUUGUGAUAUCUAGCCCAUACAUGAAGUUUGUGAUUCGCUGAACAGGUAGAAAUUCUCAUAAAUGAUAAAUACCAAAGCGGCAAGUUCAGACCAGGAAAAUCAACCACAAAGCAGAGAAAGAUGAGUGAAUGAACUCUUAAUCGGAGCAGACUACAAAACCUCACUGCGAUUUGUGGCAAUGAAGAUUAAUAAUUAAAUAGCGUUUCGUUAGGAAAAAGGCAGCAAAAAGUCAUGAUGUUUACUGGUCAUCAUUCUUUGAAGUCGACUUUCAAACUCACUGGGAGCUGUUUUUUCAUGUUAAUGUUCUCUGCUCGUUAUCGGUAACAUAAUGACAUUGGUUGGAGGGCUAGAGAGGAAACGGAAAUCUCAAUCUGAAUUUAUGGGAGUACAUGGUCGUUGCUACGUGGGGUGUGUGGGGGUGUGGAACACCCCUUGGAAGAAAAUUUCAUUGUUAGUAAAAACGAGAAGUUUUUUGCAUUUGAGCUGGUUCGUCAGCAAAUUUUCAGAUUUGUCGCAAAUAAAUUAUGGCUUACCCACUUUGUCGGCAAUCAGGGCACCCCCGUGUGCACAAAAGCGAACGACGGCCCUGCGGGGGUAUUUAGGUACAUCUAGGGCCCCUUGUUAUCUUGAUGCUUACCAAGGCUGCAUCCUCUUUUUUGUUCUGGUCCAUGGAAACUCAGGGUUGUUUUCUCCAGAGUCCAGAAGUGUCAAUUUUUCCUCCUGACAAUUUCCUCAAGCUUUGGCAGCCUUGCUUAGAAAGCAGAGACUAGGGAGGGUUUGUGCGUCGUAACAUUAAUUUAUUUUGUUUUUCCUCAAGAUCAUUUUCUGUAUUACAGCCAAUUUUUCUGGACUUUGGUUUUUCUUCAGAAGACACUGAACCCCCUAGCUUCCUAUUUCCUAUUGUUUGAUAUCAUAUAAAAAUGGACAUCUUUAUUUUAAAUUUAGCUGUAAUUUUACUUGAGAAUUUUCCUUGUUAGGUUUCUUUUGUUUGCUUGAUCUUUUCUCCUGAAAAUAGUUGGGCAAGAAUUGGGUUGAGGUCAUUAUAGAAACAAGCAGUAGUGUUAUUAAGAGUAAGGCCUGGUUCAAACGUCGCACUUCUCAUGUGCCGAACCUAUCUCUGUUUGGAGCCGUGCAGCUCGGCAAGCUCUGUCGAUCCAAACUAGUCUGCCGCUCCUAACUAAAUCUGCCGUACCAAAUUGAUUCAAACGUCGCGCGCGACGUUUGAACCAGGACUAAAGCACCUUGGAGACUGGUGGAACCAGAUUGUCAUAGUUCAUAUGGUUGUCAUAACACCAUCAAAAGUUUGGGCAAACUCGAGGUUUUAUAAAAGCUUUGGGUGAAGCUAGUCUUAUCACAAUAUUAGAGCUCAUUUUACAGUUGCUUUCACUGCAAUUCCCCUUUCAAUGAAAUGUUUUCUACUGAAAAUAAGCCUUUUGUGGAAUAUUGGAUGUUGUAUCUCAAAAAAUAUAACUCAAAGCUUACAUUUUUUGGAAAAUCUCUGUAAUAAAACAGCUAAACAAUGCACAUUUAUUUUUGAGCCACGGAGUUCAUAUUCAGCCAGAGGGGCAAAGCUUUUUUACCAAUUAUAGAGUUAGUGACUGAGGCUGAAAUGCAUUUUUGUUUCGACCUGUGGCUCUAAAAUUGUGCAAGAAGCAUAAACAAACAGCAAUUUUCAAAUCAAGGUAAAGGGAAAAUGAUACUUACCACAAAACCUAUUCCUAUCUUUGGCUUAGUUACACCAGAAUAGGGUUGUGAGUUACAAAAGGAAAGGAAGAAAACUGAAGACAAUGCUAUUUUAUAAGAAGACCAAUCAAAGCAACAAUCUUAUGGACUGUUGCCUAAUAUUGCAAACACACUUCCAAACUGACACAACAAUUAAAUUCUAUUAUAUCUAAUCAUAUGCUGUCACCUCAGGGCAUAAAAUUAAUGCUUUACUAAUUCAAUUAUAAAUGAAAGUGCCUGGAUAACCAAAUGUUUAUUAAUGUUCAUGUCUUUGAUGAUAAUUUAGUUGCGUUCAUUCAUCCCCCUUUGUUCCCCAUGUGCUCUUUGAUGAUCUAAUUCAUGUUUUGUCUUCUCUUCAAUAGCUCUGAUAUCUUCAAUUGAUAAUCCAUGCCAUUUGUCGAGCCAGCAAAAGACUUGUCUAUGAAAAUUUAGGAGCAGUCGCCUUACAGCUUUCAGUAUAAGAGAC
Molecule: messenger RNA, 10042 nt
Organism: Rhopilema esculentum
Lineage: Eukaryota; Metazoa; Cnidaria; Scyphozoa; Rhizostomeae; Rhizostomatidae
Product: phospholipase A-2-activating protein
Biological process (GO): proteasome-mediated ubiquitin-dependent protein catabolic process; ubiquitin recycling
Cellular component (GO): nucleus; cytoplasm
Molecular function (GO): ubiquitin binding
Source: RefSeq, a predicted model, not a curated record